CAAGUUUUUGGGUCUGCCGCGCUUUAGUGUCUAUUUAUUCUAAACGGAAAUAAAUCCUGGGAUAAUCCAGAGUCAUUAAGCCUAUAAGAGGAAGGAGCGCCCAGAGAUCUCUCUGCCGUCAGACUUCGAACACACCAUCCAUGUCGGCUUUGAUGCUGUUACCGGGGAGUUCACUGGGAUGCCGGAGCAGUGGGCUCGGCUUCUGCAGACAUCCAACAUCACCAAGCUGGAGCAGAAGAAGAACCCUCAGGCCGUCCUCGACGUUUUAAAGUUCUACGACUCGAAAGAAACGACCAACAGCCAGAAGUACAUGAGCUUCACUGAUAAAACUGCUGACGCCUUCAGCUCCUCCACCACAACGCUUGGCCACCAGCCGAGCGUCAGACUAUCAGCGAGAGACAGAGAGGAAGAGAGGGAUAGAAAGCAGAGCUCCAAGGCCGUGUCCGAGACACCCGCCAUAGCAACCGUAUCUGAGGAUGAGGACGAAGACGAGGCCGAGCCCCCGCCGGUGAUCGCCCCCCGACCGGAGCACACCAAAUCAAUUUACACUCGCUCGGUGAUCGAGCCCCUCCCUCCUCCUCCCACGAAAGAUGCUGCGACCUCACCCAUCUCUCCACCGACCGCCGCGGCCGCCGCCGUCACCCCCGCCCAACCUGCAGAAGCAGCUCCCAGCAGCCCUCCCAGUGCUAGCCCCGCCCCUGGUCCUUCCUUGCCCCACCCACAGGACAAAGCCAGGAAGAAGAAGAUGUCUGAUGAGGAGAUCCUGGAGAAGCUACAUGUGCUCAGGUCUCCCUCUGCUGGGACGAUCGUCAGUGUGGGCGACCCCAAGAAGAAAUAUACACGAUUUGAGAAGAUCGGACAGGGGGCGUCUGGGACGGUGUACACAGCUAUCGACGUCGCCACAGGACAGGAGGUUGCCAUUAAACAGAUGAACCUGCAGCAGCAGCCGAAGAAGGAGCUGAUCAUCAACGAGAUUCUGGUGAUGAGGGAAAACAAGAACCCAAACAUAGUCAACUACCUGGACAGUUACCUGGUGGGUGAUGAGCUCUGGGUGGUGAUGGAGUACCUGGCCGGAGGCUCGCUGACUGAUGUCGUAACAGAAACGUGCAUGGAUGAAGCCCAGAUUGCUGCUGUGUGCAGAGAGUGUCUCCAGGCGUUGGAGUUCCUGCACUCAAACCAGGUCAUCCAUCGAGACAUCAAGAGCGACAACAUCCUGCUGGGCAUGGACGGCUCCGUCAAGCUCACUGACUUCGGAUUCUGCGCUCAGAUCACUCCUGAGCAGAGUAAACGCAGCACCAUGGUCGGCACGCCGUACUGGAUGGCUCCGGAGGUCGUGACCCGUAAAGCUUACGGUCCCAAAGUGGACAUCUGGUCUCUGGGCAUCAUGGCGAUAGAGAUGGUGGAGGGAGAGCCGCCGUACCUGAACGAGAAUCCGCUCAGGGCGCUGUAUCUCAUAGCAACCAAUGGGACGCCGGAGCUGCAGAACCCGGAGAAGCUGUCGACUAUAUUCAGAGACUUCCUGAACCGAUGUCUGGAAAUGGACGUGGAGAAGAGAGGCUCGGCUAAAGAGCUGCUGCAGCAUCAGUUUCUGAAGAUGGCGAAGCCGCUCUCCAGUCUGACUCCUCUCAUUCUGGCGGCGAAGGAGGCGGCCAAGAACAACCGCUAGCUCUCCUUUGGCUCCUCCCUUCUGUCUCUGUGUGUCUGUGGUCCCUCCUGUGAAGGUGGCGAUGGCUGCUGGCUGGGUUUGUCCAACCGUUUGAACGCCUUCACUCUUUCUCUGCUUCCUUGUUUUUCUGUUUUUACCUCCUCCUUCACCCCGUCACCUUUGACCCCAAGCUUGACCUCCCUUAUCCCCCACCCCCCAACUCCACGCUCACAGGGAUGGCAAAAGGCAACAUCUCCUUCUUCGACACUCCACUGGACUCAGACAGGAAGGUGGGGCCUAACUGUAAUGAAGUGAUGUCAUUUCUGGCAUCAUCACCCUCUCAGCCGGCAUGAACGACCACAGCAUGGGAGCGAGAGCCCAAAGACUCUUUUUUUUUUUUUUAAUGAUGUUUGUUUCUAACUGUAAACACCCCGGACCACAAACAGCCAACCAGCGCCCACUGAGUUUGUGUGUGUGUUUUAACUUCCUGUGAUGCAUCGGCGGAUACGGCCGUACCCGUUUCAUCAUCUUCUAAAAGUGCAUUUGUUGAUUUUCAUUUUAUUGUUAUUGUUUUUGUAGCGCGUGAUUGUGAGUGUCACAACGGGGGAUGUUGGGUUAUUACUUCUGUUGAUUGUAGCGUUAAAUUCUGUAGUUUCUGACACGGAGCAGACGAUUUGUGGUACGUUGUCGUGUCUGCAGUGUGAGCUGUGAGUUAGAGGAGAUUAUUAAUUAUCAGGAGGAAACACUGGUGGACCCAGAGCCGUCGAUGGACCUGGUUUGGACACGUUUUUCUCUGGAAGCUUUCAUUUUACGCUGAGAGGAAAUCAUUCACAGCUGUAGGUUUCAAAAUCAGGAGCAGAGUGCAGAAUAUGAAGUACAAUCAAUCUGGUGCACAUCUGGACAGCUGUUAGCACUGCUGCUAUCCCGUUAUGUCCCCUUACAGCUGUGAGGUUUACAGGUGCUGGAUCUCCUCCAGUACACCAACAUCUGCAGUUCUGUUAGCCUCACAUGAAGGUUUUAUCAUCUCAAGAUGUGAACCCUGGCUUUAAAGAUUCAUAUAGAUAUGAUUGCACGACUGUAAAGGUCAGUCGACCUCUCAGUGUCUGAACCCAAACUUGAGGGUCCCACAUGUAAGUGAGGCCUCGGUCACACAGGCCUAGAGACUGACUGGCGACCAACAGUUGCUAGGGAAACAUUAGCAUUGAGCAUUGAGUGCUUGCAGUGAUCAUUAGAUAAAAUUCAUCACAAACAGCUGCACGAGCUGCACUGAAAGCCUUCAUGCGACUGCACUGGUCCAUGAUUCGUAUGGAAGCUGCAGGCUUAUCAGCAAACACUCGCUGUCUCGCUAAAGCUGCAUACUCGCUGGAAGCGAACGUACGAGUCUCCGGGUGUCUCAGUAACCCUCUAACAUAUUCACUACCAGGCCAAAUGCCGAUUGCAGGUAUUCUUUGGUCUCAAGUUUAUAUUUGGGUCCCGCCCUCUUCCCAUUGGUUGAAGUCCUGAAAUGUUAUUCACCGCUUACGUCAUGUCGCUGCAAAUCGCUUCCAGUGUGCAGGUAGCAUUAGGGGUAGUGAAGCUGUGAAGAACGAUGGUUUUGCGUCACUCAGGGCCCUAGCAGACCUGCAGAAAAUAAAACUCCUUUAUGGUUUAUAGAGCAAUAAGACGGAUUUAGAAGUCACAUGAAUCGACAACAAAAAAGAGAAAAGGAAGCUCCUGCAACAGCUGCUCAUAAGAAUCCACAUUUCUUAUUGACACUGCUCAGGAAACAACGAGCUGCAGACGGUUGCUGAGAUCAGGGGUGAGGAUUGGUCGGUAGAUGACCGUUUUGCACAUGCUGAUCUCUGAUCUCUGCGUAAGUUUCUGUGAGCUUCCUAACUGAUCACUCAGAGUUAAACCUGAAGUUAUCUUGUCAGCUCUAAUCCUGCUUCGACCUCUGUGCUGUUGACAUCCUGUAUGAGAGGAAAAUCAAACUCGGUGUUUAUCCAUCACCAAACAUGAGAAGUGGUUCCAUCUGCGGCUCUGGGGCUUCGGUCUGCGGGCUCGACGCUCAGGCUGAGAGGAGAGAAUGUGCAUGUGAACAAACUUUUUUUAUACGGUACGUUAAAGAUAGAGAGAAACAAAAUAAUGAGUUGUGGCGAUGCUGAAACGUGCAGUCACGAAGGACGCCUGUGUACGAUACGGGAGAUCAUAUCUUAAUCCUAUUUUUUAGAAGCGAGAUGGUACGACGACGUUUUUCGUCCUGCCUGGACGACUGUGCGAUACGAGGUGUAUAUUUUACAAGAUGACAAAAAAAUGACAGCAACAAUCUGUUUUUGCCUUUGUUUACAAACUCACUGUUUUUAUUUGAUUGUUUUUAGCUGAUCGACCAGAAAAUUAGUUGUUUUUGAUUCAGAUGUCAAUAUUUGAGUAAAUGUUUUGGAACAAAAAGUUUUCUUGUUAGCAAAAAAAAUUUAAAAAAAGGAGAAACUCCUGUUUCAGGUUCAGAUCCUGCGAGAGCCAAAGCAUCCAUCAGCAGCCAUGACUGUUUGCUCACACAAUGAACACUUGCAAUGUAAAUACUCAGCAGACGUUUCCAAAACAUUUAUUCAAAAACAGUCUCUAUGAUUUUAUUGUUUUUAUGUACUGUUAAUGUACCUCUGGCCUUAAACUGUUUCAAAGAUGCAGGACUGCUUUUCUAUCAGAGUGACGGCAACGAUCCACGGCAACAUUUGAGGGAUGCAGCUUGCUGUAAUCUGCUGAUUCUUCUCUUUGUUUUUCAGUUAAUCCGUAAAUUUCUCAAAUAUCGAAAAAAGUGAAAGCAUGUUUUUCUCGCUGUAGAAGUUUGCUAUGUAACAAAAAAAGUCCAAAAGCAGCAGCGAUUGAUUUUCUCUAAAAAAGGUGACGAUACAGUCGUCACGUUUCCUAACCUGUACGCUCAUAAAUUGUGAUUUUUUUUAAACUAAACUUUAGUGAUCAGAGGACAAGAAAACAUCCUUACUAACUAGCACAUAUCAAAAAAUAUUGACAUUUCC
This is a messenger RNA of Neolamprologus brichardi, 4656 nucleotides long. NCBI's taxonomy places the organism in Eukaryota, Metazoa, Chordata, Actinopteri, Cichliformes, Cichlidae. The record is from RefSeq and is a predicted model, not a curated record.